AUGAGAGGUAAUUAUCUCCGAGAUGGGUAUAAAUCUCAGCACAGAUAUACAAAUGGAUCCGAUGGAAACAAUAAAACGCAAAACAAUUAUAACAAUAGGAGAACAUUUUAUCAAAAGAAAAAUGCAAGUAAAGACAGGGAUAAAGGAAUAACCUUCUGCCCGCACUAUACACUAAGGGGAUUAUGCCGUUUUGUAGACGAUUGCAAAAAUUUACAUAAUUUGAAAUUAGUUGAUACAUUUUUUUUACAAAGAUCAUAUAUCGAUUGUGCAAUUAUAGUACAUGGGCCAAACAACGAAAUAUAUUUAUUUACAUCCAUAUCUCCGUAUACAAUAAAUGUAUGGAUUUUUGUUCCUGGAGAAGGGUCUAAGGAACUAGACAUUAAGCAUUUAAAAAAAAUUGAAUUUGAAUUAACACCAGAAGAAGAAUCAUAUGGAGAAGACAAAUUAAAAUAUAAUAAGAAAAUAAAGAAAAAAAAAAAAAGAGUUUUAUCUCUUUUAUAUGCAGAAGAAUGUAUAUUUGCUGGUUUGGAUAAUGGGUUAAUAAAAAUAAUGCAUUUGCCAUCAUCUGAUUCUUCAACUCUUUAUGCACAUACAGAUUCUAUAUACAGCAUAGUAUGCAUAGAUGGAAUCAUUAUAUCUUCAUCUAUAAAUGGAGAAGUUAAAUUCUGGAAAUACCAAGAAUCAUAUUUAAGUUUUGUGACAAUUAAAAAAAUUGAUACGAAAACCAAAAUUUAUAAAAUGAUAGAAAUAAUUUCAAGUAAAUGUUCUUCAGCUAAUGUGAAUACUAAUUCGAAUGUCGAAGAAAAUAAAUUCAGUAGAACCUUAUGGGUAUGUGGUGAUAGUAUAACAAUAAUCAAUUUGUUAAAUUUAGAAAUCGUUAACAUUGUUAAAUGUAAAUAUGGAAGUGUAGUAUCUGUAAUGCAAUAUGAAGCUAAUGUAAUUACUGCUAUGAGUGAAGGUAAAAUAUUAGCCUUCAGUCUAAAGGGAGAUAAUAAUUUUGAAAUGAAUACUUUGCCAAUUUAUUGUAUGGCUGGUUUAACGAAUCAUAAAAAUGUACCCAUACUUAUAUAUGGUUCAACUAAAGCAUUAUAUACUUUUUCUUUACCUGAAUUUAAUCCGUAUGGAUAUUUAAAAGAUAGAGAAUCAAUGACCCUCAAAUUUAAUAUUAACGACCCCGAUUUUAUUUUGCCUCUUUCUGGCCCCUAUUUUAUUGUGGUGUUUUCCAAUGCUGGCAACGCGAAAGUAUGGAAAUGGGAAUCAAAAGAUUAA
Messenger RNA from Plasmodium gonderi, 1269 nucleotides. Its product is annotated as zinc finger (CCCH type) protein. Gene Ontology annotation, molecular function: metal ion binding; protein binding. NCBI's taxonomy places the organism in Eukaryota, Apicomplexa, Aconoidasida, Haemosporida, Plasmodiidae. The transcript is spliced from 5 exons. The record is from RefSeq and is a predicted model, not a curated record. Bases 1 to 1269 code for a protein of 422 amino acids.